CAAAAAGCCAGCGCCCCAGAACACGCUUAAGACAACGCCGAAUGAGGGGGAACGGGAAAUGCCGACCAAUUGCGCCGCGGCGGGCUGUGCUACUACCUACAACAAGCACAUUAACAUCAGCUUCCACAGUACUACCUUGGCGGUGAUUUCACUCUUCGGCGUUUGGACGUCCUCAAACGCGAAUACCUGAGGUUCCACACAGCUAAAACCCUACGAGUACUACAAACCCCCAACCAGCGUAAGAGCUGCGGUCCCUGCGCGAGUCGCCCAGCCUGCCGGCAGAGCCGCGCUUUAAAGGCUCCCGUGAGCGAGGCAACGUCCUCGGGCGGCCGCUGCGCCUGCGCGCAGGAGGCGGAGACUCGGCUAGGCGCCGGCUGAGGUCCGAGGAGCUGGGCGUUGGCCCCGCUGGCACUGGUCUCCUGGGUUGUGCGGGUGGACGUCGGGACGUAACCGCGCCGCGUCGCGCAGAGCUCCACGCGGGGACUCGCCGGGGUUCCAGCGCCUUACCCGCUUGCUGUAGAGCCACAGGCGCGCCGGUCUCGGCGCGGGCUUGGGCCGGUGGAUGCAGCUCGUCAUCCCCGGGACUGCAGAUUGGCUGCUUUCGCUUUCCUUGGACCUUGCCUUCUCGUUCGCGGAGCUCAGAUGUGAGGUGACCGCUGUCCAGGCGCCAGCCCCCACGGGGUAUGCGCUCUGCUUUUCCAGUGAGGCGUUUUCCUCUCACGGACAAGUUUGAGCUCUCCGCCCGCAGCAGCUUCCGGAAAUAGUUUGGAUAUUUAUUAAUUUUUUGAUCGGUGGAAGGUGUUGGCAUUUAUAUUCUCCUGUAUACGAGUGUUUUGCUGGCUUAAAUGACUUCACAUUUCUCAGAAACGCCUUAUAUUUUCACCGCCAAGUGCUUAUAUCUUUAUUUUCCAUGACAGAUCUUGACGACAAUAUAUGCAAAAAAUACAUAAAGAUGAUAGUUAAUAUAGUUAUAUUGAGCCUGAUCAUUAGCAUUUCUUUAGCUUUCUGGAUUAUGUCUAUGACUGCAAGCACCUAUUAUGGUAACUUACAGCCUAUUUCUCCUUGGCGUUGGCUGUUUUCUGUUGUUGUUCCUGUUGUGAUCGUCUCUAAUGGCUUUAAGAAGAAAAGUCUAGAUCACAGUGGGGCUUUAGGAGGGCUCGUGGUUGGAUUUAUCUUAACCAUUGCAAAUUUCAGCUUUUUUACAUCUUUGCUGAUGUUUUUCCUUUCUUCUUCAAAACUUACUAAAUGGAAGGGAGAAGCAAAGAAGCGUCUAGAUUCAGAAUACAAGGAAGGCGGGCAGAGGAAUUGGGUUCAGGUGUUCUGUAAUGGAGCUGUGCCCACAGAACUGGCCUUGCUGUACAUGAUAGAAAAUGGCCCUGGGGAGAUCCCAAUAGAUUUUUCCAAGCAGUACACUGCUUCCUGGAUGUGUUUGUCUCUCUUGGCUGCACUGGCCUGCUCUGCUGGAGACACGUGGGCCUCAGAAGUUGGCACUGUGCUGAGUAAAAGCCCACCAAGACUAAUAACAACCUGGGAGAAAGUUCCAGUUGGGACCAAUGGAGGGGUUACAAUAGUGGGCCUUGCCUCCAGUCUCCUUGGUGGUGCCUCUGUGGGCGUUGCGUAUUUCCUCACACAGUUGGUUUUUGUUAAUGAUUUGGACAUUUCUGCUCCCCAGUGGCCAAUUAUUGCAUUUGGGGGUCUGGCUGGACUACUAGGAUCAAUUGUGGACUCAUAUUUAGGAGCUACAAUGCAGUUUACUGGUUUGGAUGAAAGCACCGGCAUGGUGGUCAACAGCCCAACGAAUGAAGUCAAGUACAUAGCAGGGAAACCCAUUCUUGAUAAUAAUGCAGUGAACCUGUUUUCUUCUGUUCUUAUUGCCCUCUUACUCCCGACGGCUGCUUGGGGUUUUUGGCCCAUGGAAUGAACUUUAUUUCAUUUAUAAAGGUUAUGACUGUGGGAAGUUCAGCUAAAUUUGCAAUCCCAAGUUCAUCCUAAGAAGAAUAAUUGUAAUGGCAAAGGAGAAAUGCCAGCUCUUCCCCUAUUCCAUGGUGAUGGAAUGCCACAUCUUUCCUCCCAUCAGCUCCUUUGUAAUACUAACACCUUUGUACUGAAAGACAAGUGUGCAUAGGACUUAUUCAUAUUUUUCUUCUACGGAAUGAAGCUUCUGAGCAAUGAAGUUAAUAAUAUCCCUAUAUAUUGAACUGGAAGUUCCUAUGUGGUAGACAGAAAUUUUGUUUUGUUGGUUUAAAACAGUGUAGGGACUAACAACAAAGAAAUUUAAACAUGAUUCUCAGUUGUGGCAGAGAAAUGUUCACUGUGCCAUUUGCCCAAAUGUUAGAUCUGUUUUAAGUGGUUUAAACUUAUGUGUGUGGAAUCCUGAAUCGAGGUAGUCCUGGACUUCUAUUACUUGCCAUUUACAGUUGUGAAAAGUGUGGAGUUUGGUUCCUAGUCAGCUGUGAGACUUACUCCACAUUUAUUCUUCCUUCCUCAGGGUUAGCAAGAAAAAAAAGUAAAUGUCUUUUUCAUAUGACCAUUCGAAUGCAUGAAAAAAGUUAUUUUUAAGUAAAAGAUACUUAUCUUGUAUCUUAAAAACGUGCCCCUUAAUAUAUAUUUCAGUUGAUCUCAGCAGAAGUUAUCUUGAAUUAACAUUUUUAUUGUAUUUUCUAGCUUUCUUUGAAAUUUGUAUAGGAAUCUGAUUUACAUUGGCAUCGUGAACAGUUAAAAGAAUAACUGGAAAGUUAUUUUUAAUUUUUUUGUUUGUUUGCGAUCCAGAAGUCGCUGAAAGAGGCUAUAAUUUCCUAUUAUGUUCCUUUUAAGUUGUGCUGUCCUAUAGAUCAUAGACACAAAGUGAAUUCUAUUUUGUUCUUUACUAUGAUUUCUGUGAUAAAGGAGUUUGAUAUGCCAUGGAUUAUUUUGCUAAAAGUAUUUUUAAAUAUUUCUCAUGUGAUUUCCAUACUUUUCUCCCCUUUGCUCCUUUUGCAUUCUUAAGAGAAAUUGGAGAACAAGCCCAUAAAUAAAUCACCAUAUCAGAGUGGAUAAAGCUUAGAAUUCUUUACUGUGACCCUUCUAGAGUGAUGAUCUAGAACUAACUUGGUUCAGGACAGGAAAAAAAACACAAAACAGUCAACAUCUUUAAUCCUUAUGCCAAGCAACUCAGUGGGUCUCAACCAUUGGUUGUCAACUUUUUGGGCAUUGGAAUGCCCAACUGAUUGGAAUCACCUGACCAUCUUUAAAAAAAGUCCUUGUGUCUGGACUUCACCAUCAAUAUUCUAGUUGACCUGCUCUGGGGUACAGCCUGGGUAUUGGGAGUUUAAAGAGCUCUGGUUGCACAUUAGAAUGUAGAGGAUUUUUUAAAACACUCUUGGCAAAGCCCUUUCUAGACCAAGUAGAUAAAAAUGUCUGAAGGUGAUGCUCAUGCAUCAGUUGUUUUUAGAAAGCUCUCCAAGGAGAUUCUAAUGUUUAAACAGGUUAAGACCUACUAAAGGAAAAUGUCCGAAAGCACUGUAUCUAAAAGAAGCCUCAGAAGAGUGGGCCUUUUCAUUCUUAUGCAAACAACUCUUAGCAGUAGUGCUGUUUUAUGCUGUCUUUACGCAUUAAUAGCUUCUGGUAAAUUAUGCUGUGUUUUAUAGCUACAUCACUUACCACAUUAUUCCUGAGACAGUUUUUCAUGCAGCCUAUUAAUUUCUGCAGCUGUUCUAAAAUGCCUUUUCUUUUCUCCCAGAGAUUCAUUCUGGUGACGUACAUGGGACAAAAAUAUUUAGUGGUACCCUGUUUGGGUUUGGUAGAAAUACUCUAUCCUAAACAGUUUAGGGAAAUACCACUUCACAAUCCUUUAUUUGAAAACCUAAGACUAGUUGUGUUUGGAAUCAAAAUUCUUCAGAUUUUGGAAAAGUAGGUACAUAUAAAAUACUUAGAACUCCUAGGAGAGACUAGGGUGGCACCCAUUUUCAAGCACACUAAUAUUUCUGUGGCCAUUGUGUGAAUGACACAAAGUAUGAUAAAGACUAUAAGAGCCUAUGUCAGGCCAGGUCAGUUUUUUUAACAAACUUAGAAAGAAACUUUGUGUUUUCAGAGCUUUUUUGGAUAUGAGGCUUGUAAAUAAGGAAUUGUGGCUCUUUUUUUUUUCUUUGAUUCAUUGUACUGUAACAUUGUUUGUAAUUGGAUAUAUAAUUCAGCCAAUUCCUCUUUACUGAGUGAACAGGUUAUGCGUUAAAAAAAGACACUUCAUGGAAAGAGCUUCAUGUAACAGUAUAAUAAAACAAUAUUUACUGCUUA
Messenger RNA from Manis pentadactyla (Chinese pangolin), 4272 nucleotides. It is a transcript of the gene FAABTP, whose product is annotated as transmembrane protein 19. The record is from RefSeq and is a predicted model, not a curated record. NCBI's taxonomy places the organism in Eukaryota, Metazoa, Chordata, Mammalia, Pholidota, Manidae. The coding region runs from base 911 to 1921 and encodes 336 amino acids. Gene Ontology annotation, cellular component: membrane. The transcript is spliced from 7 exons.